CAACUUACAAAUUCUUCUUAUACGCAUGCGCUGUUUUCCCCGGUCUAUUUAUAUUACAAACCUCUGUCAGGACCAAGAAGUGGCCUUAUCAAGGGUGAAAGGCAAGAUGAUGUCAUAUUCUGAAAACUAAGGAGACUACACAUGGAUCCAUCAACGAUCUUGAAGAAGAACCUACCUCUGCUGAUGCAACAGCUGCAGCCAGAUGGAGUACUGGAUCACCUGGUAUCUGUGGAUGUUCUCAGCGAGGUGGAGUACGACAGAUGCAGGGACCAAAAGGUCAAGUCGGAUCGCAUCAGGGAGUUGGUAAGACUGCUGAUGUGUAAAGGGGAACGUGGAUACAGAGAGUUCUGCAUUGUACUCGACAGGGACCAGCGCCAUGUCAAGCAGGCUUUGGAUCACACAGCACGUGGGGAAGGAUCUCAGGACUUGGUAUACAUUCCUGAAACAAAACUGGAACGAGAACUAGAGGCUAAAGAAGAAACUAUUCGUCGUUUGCAACAAGAAAAACAGCGGAUGAAACAUGAAUAUGAAGCCAUUGUCAUUAACGAAAGGAAGAAUAUUGGUAGAGAACUCGACGAGGAAAGGCAAGGGAAGAUAAACGCCCAAAGGGAUUUGGAAGCUCAGGUGACAAGGAACCACAGCCUCGGGGAACAUAUAAGCAACCUGGAGAAAGAAACAAAAGACUUACAGUCAAAGUCGCUAGCUCUUCCUAGAAUCGAGAUCGAGCAGGAAGAACAGGAACAACCAUGUGCUUCCGGUCCUGUUGAUACAAUGAAGUGUGCCUUAGUGACCUCUGAAGCAUGCAAUCCUAAACAAGGUCUUGUUUUGCCUUGUCUUCACUCUGUGUGUGAGCCCUGCCUUCAGCAACAUGCAGAGGAAAACCUCAUCUGUUUCUGCGGUCGUGAGGUUGCUCGCAAUGAAGCUGUACAAGUGGAUUAUGUUCGGCGCCACGAACAUACCCGUGAUACGAAUAUCCGUUGUGGAUUCCUUAAGGUCCCAUGUAAGGGUGCAGUCGUGUCAAUAUGCAGGGAAUGCAAAAUCUACCUGUGUCAAGACUGUACGCUGCUUCAUAAGGAGAUCAAUUCCAGUGCAUCCCAUGACGUGCAUUGCAUUAACAGAUCUCCUGAAAAAGAAAAUGGGGAACAUUACAAGAAGCCAAUGUGUGACACCCAUUCUAGUCAACGUGUUAUGUAUAUUGACCAUCAGUGCCACAAGAAAAUAUGUGGCACUUGCUUCUCAAACCUGCAUGCUAGGCAUGACGUCAGCACCUUUGAGGAAGAAUACGAUAAACAAAAGUCACUCCUUAAGAAGGUGAUCGAAGAUCAUAACGGAUCUCUACAAAACCUUCAGAGAUGUCUCAAACAAAGAUAUGACCGUUUUAACGCUCUCAAGACCAACACGAAUGCGAAGGCUCAAGACAUGUGUAACUUUUACGAAGGCUUUGUGAUAGCCUUAAAAGAGCGUUUCACAGAUCUUAGACAGAGCAUGAUCCAGGAAAGUAAAAUGCUACAAGACGACAUAGUUCAGGAUAUAAAGUCUUUACAAGAAACAGAAGCUGCAUUCAGGAUGACACUGGACUACGCCCAGCGAUGCAUGAACGUUGACCAGGUGCACCUGAUUGCUCUGGCGCCAAUGAUUGCCAGAAAUGCAGAAGAAGAUCGGAAGCGAUUACUGCCGAAAUGUACAGCAUUGACUAAGGACAUUGUGUAUUCUCCUCAAGGGCAUGCGGCACUGCAUAGCCUGAUACGCAGGGUCGGGGAUACCAAGUGUACAGGGAGACAUACACGUCACCAUGAUGACCUGCCAACAAUUGAAGAUCUUCAGCAACAAAAUAAUGCUCUGCAACAGAAACUUACAUCCCGUACAGACGAAUACAAAACGAAAGAGGCCAAAGACAAAGAAGAAAGAGAUCUCAGCUGUGAAGCAGUCUCAUUGCUGAAGGAUAAACUGAAACAGUGUGGAAUCUUCAUCCACGAGCCGAGGCAAUUAAGAAAGUCCUGUAUCCUUCAAUGCAUCCACCUUAAGUUCAGCAAUGACAAGGUGAACUUCCACAAGGCCCACAUAACCACUAACGGUGAACUGGUGAACGACAGGCAGACUAUCAGGCUGCUCCAGGGACAGGGAAGGCUACAGAGGUACAUGGGCACCUGCGGCACAACAAACCUACCCUCACCUGGUGUUCCUGGUUACCUAGAGAUGACAGCCAAGGUCUGUUUGAAAAGUACCCUGACACAGAAUGAUCUCAUUCUGGAGAUAGGUAUGUGUAGAGAGGAGUUGAAGGAUAAGGAGCACACAAUAGGGAAGGUACCACAUUCCUACAGCAUGGCAGUGUCCCAUUGCUCAACCCAUAACCGAAUCUGUCGAAUCUUCUGGAAGGAGAAGCGUCAUCUCUUGUGUCUACCAACUGAGGCUCUUCCCAACAAUGCAGUGGCGUCAGGCACCCUUCGUGUUGGCAUUGCCUAUGAUCAUACCAGACAGAAGGUUGCGUUCAUUGAUGUGGAGGCCAGCCAGGUCAUGACGGUGCUGGACGAGGUGGACUUCAGGCGGCCGCUGCUACCCAUGUUUGGCGUGUACAACCCAGACAGAGUAUCUGUCAGUAUGGGCAGUGUGAAGGUCAGCAAGAUGGAAAUAUCGGAGGAGAAGAUCAGACUGAUCCUCAAUGCUCUGACAUGAACAGUGGUUAUUAACAGGUUUUGAAGUUUCAAAUCAAGCCUUAUGCAACAUAACCAAACUGCAGUCAACAGGGUCCUAUUACCAAAGAUUACCACACGAACAUAGACAGAAUAGCGUCUGGUUCGUUGCAUCUCUUAUGAACGGCCAGUGGAAUGUCGAUUUGUCUUGCCUAACACCUCACAAACUAUUCAGUAUCUUCAUAAGCCUCCUGUGAUCUAACGUUGUAGACAUUUGUCAAUAUCACACAAAUAUCUUCAGUAUAUUAUUACUCAUGCUUCAAUAUGAUCUGAUCUUUGCUUCAAUAUCAUAUCGCUCACAUUUUUCAAAAUGAUCUCACACGUUUGUUUAUAUCAUCCCCAGUUUUCGUAUAUAUCCCCUAUACACUGCAAAUCCUAUUCCCCCUAUAUUGCUCCACAUAUCAGUUUCGUCGGUGCUUAACUACUAAUCAACACACUUGUCAAGCUCAUCCAAAUUGCACAUUCCCACAGAUCUUUCCAUACACAUUGAGGGGCGGUGGGGUAGCCUAGUGGAUAAAGCGUUCGCUCGUCACGCCGAAGACCGGGGUUCGAUUCCCCACAUGGGUACAAUGUGUGAAGCCCAUUCCAGGUGUUGCUAAAAGCUGCGUAAAAUCAUACUCAGUCCAUACAUAAUGUUCCAAUAUUCAUUCACAAUUGAUCAUUAUCGUUUCACAACAGCAACAAAGUAAUCACACAUCCUCAAACGGGU
Haliotis rubra (blacklip abalone) is the source of this 3399-nucleotide messenger RNA. RefSeq lists its product as uncharacterized. The coding region runs from base 142 to 2673 and encodes 843 amino acids. Lineage: Eukaryota; Metazoa; Mollusca; Gastropoda; Lepetellida; Haliotidae. The record is from RefSeq and is a predicted model, not a curated record. The transcript has 11 exons. Gene Ontology annotation, biological process: regulation of apoptotic process.